AGGGCUUCCCGUACUUGACGUCACAGUCAUCGGUCAUUUGUAAAGUUUUGGCGGGGUUUGCGAAUGUAACUUCACGAUCGGCUCAUUUUGUAAACAUUAACAAUCUCAGACCCACGGAAAAUGGAGCGUGGAAGGAUGAGCCGAGCUACAGCCAGCAGACAGUCGGAGCUGCCGAUGAGGGUUCAGGACAGCAACAGGAUGAGCAUGAUGUACACAACCCCUCAGAGUAAACAGCCUUCUUUUGGAAAGCUCAGCAUAUCCAAACCAGCUUCUGUAACCUCAGAGAGGCGGACCAGCUUCUUUGGUGCCAGUGGGGCCAGCAUGCCUCGUAACAGCCUCAUGUCGGGGUUCGGAGGGACUGAAAAGAUCAAAGAUGCCAGACCUCUUCAUGAUAAAUCGUAUGUUCAGCAGUGCAUCAGGCAGCUUCACGAGUUCCUAACAGAGCAGGGAUACCCAGGUACUCUGUCAGGCAAAACCCUCCAGUCACCGUCCACCAAGGAGUUUGUGAAGAUGUUUGAGUUUAUUUAUCGUCAGCUUGACCCAACAUUUGAAAUGAUCAAUUCCAAAGUGGAGGAAGAGGUUCCUGCUAUCCUGAGAGCCUUGAGGUAUCCAUUUGUUCUGUCCAAGUCUUCAAUGUAUUCCGUUGGUGCUCCCCAUACCUGGCCUCAGGCACUGGGUGCUCUCAUGUGGCUCAUAGAUAACGUCAAGAUAAACUGGAGUUUGAGUAAGCAGGAGCUGCUUUUCAGUGACUUUGGUGAAGAUAACAUCGAAGAGGGGGCUGAGUAUAACAAGCUCUUCCUGGACUACACAGCUGAAACAUACUCAAAGUUCAUGCAGGGGGAUGACACAUUUGAAGAUGAAGAUGAAGCAUUCCUCAACAAAUUAAAGAAGCUUUACAAUGUUGAUGAGGCCGUGCUGGCCUCCAUGGAGGAGAAACACAGAAUACUCACUGAGGAGGUUGAACGGCUGGAAAAGGAGAGUCAAACUGACCGUCUGAUGACCAAGAGGAUGGAAAGGGUUAAGCUUCAGGCAGACCUCAAGAAGCUCCAGAGCUAUCGAAGCAGCUUGGAGUCUUUCAAAGCAAACCUGGAGAACAAAGCUUCAGAACUGACUGAUGAACUGGAGACCACCGCCAGUCAUCUGGAAUCUCUGAAGCAUGAGAGGAACGAGCUGCAGCAGCGCCUGCAGAACCAGAAGUUUACUCCAGCAGACGUGGACAGAAUCAACAGAGAGAAGAGGGAACUGCAGCAGACCAUCAGCAGCCUCAGCAAGGCCCUCGAGGAUGCUGAACAACACAAGUGGAAUGAGGAGAUCACUCUGGCAAAAGUCAAAGAAAAGGUGGAUUUGAAGUUGGGCGAGUACCACAAGCUGGCCAGGAAACUGAAGCUAAUACCUCAGACUGCGGAGAACGCCUGUGGUCACGAUUUUGAGAUGAGGCCAUUUGAAUCUGGACUCAACAGCGUGAUUCAGCACAAAACACAGAUCCAGAUGCUUCUCAGAAAGCUGAUUUGUGAUGUUGAAGAAGAAAACAGCCGGUUAGCGAACUUGAAACUCAAUCUGGACGAGUCUUUCGAACAGGUGAAUUCCAACAUCAUAGACAAGUCCAACGAUCUGAAGCAGCUGAGGGAGCAGAUCCGCAAGCUGGACGAGUGGCUGGAUUCUAACAUGCAGGAGCUGGCCCGAGAGGAGCAGGACUGGGCAGCAGAGAUGGAGUCAGUGGAAAACCAUCGCAAACUUCUCGAGAAGAAGGUUAAUUUUGGUUACGAUGAUGCCGUGCAGCAGCUGAAGGCAGCACAACAACAGUACCACCUGGUGAAGCAGGAGACAGACGAAGAGAGCCGAACUGUCGCCAACAACCUGGCGUCUGUAUUCACUACAGCUGCCAACCACUUGUCAAUUACCGAGAAGUGUCUGGAGGACCUGCACAGCAGAGUGCAGCGCAUCUGCUCUAAGGCUGUAGAGGAGGACGAGGCGGCCGUGAAGAGGAUGCAGGACACUUUAAAGAGCUUCAUGUCAAAGGCGAACAGCUUAUAAAAAGUUGGAGGUUUGUCAGGCUGCAGCUGGUGCCGAUUUCAAGGACAGUGGAAGCAUGUAGAUGUUCCCUUUCCCUACUUUGACUUUUGUAUUUUUUUUUAAAUAUUGUGCAGGGAUGGGAGAAAAGCAUAUUAUUAUAACCGUAGAUUGUUGAUGUUCACAUUCACAAUAAAGCUCAAUUCAUAACCCA
This is a messenger RNA of Menidia menidia (Atlantic silverside), 2224 nucleotides long. Lineage: Eukaryota; Metazoa; Chordata; Actinopteri; Atheriniformes; Atherinopsidae. The record is from the annotation of a GenBank genome assembly.